This is a messenger RNA of Centropristis striata (black sea bass), 641 nucleotides long. RefSeq names its product inner mitochondrial membrane peptidase subunit 1 (gene immp1l). Gene Ontology annotation, molecular function: serine-type endopeptidase activity. The coding region runs from base 29 to 583 and encodes 184 amino acids. NCBI's taxonomy places the organism in Eukaryota, Metazoa, Chordata, Actinopteri, Perciformes, Serranidae. Gene Ontology annotation, cellular component: mitochondrial inner membrane peptidase complex; membrane. The record is from RefSeq and is a predicted model, not a curated record. The transcript has 6 exons.
AAAGGGUAUUUUCAAUUUGUUGUGGUGAAUGCAUGGUCGGAGCAUUGACUCAUUCAGUCAGCAGGUGGAGAUGUUCCGCAGUGUGCUGGGGAAGACCUUGGGGUUUGUGGGCUACACAGUCCAGUAUGGCUGCAUUGCACAUUGUGCCUUCGAAUACAUUGGAGAAGUUGUGGUGUGUUCUGGUCCAUCCAUGGAGCCCACAAUUGUCAACCAUGAUAUUGUGUUCUCUGAACGGAUGAGCCGUCAGCUUUGCAAAAUAAGAAAGGGUGAUAUAGUAAUUGCAAAGAGUCCAUCUGACCCAAAAAUUAACAUUUGUAAAAGGGUAAUUGGACUGGAGGGUGACAAGGUCUGCACAAGUUCCCCAUCAGAUCUGUUCAAGGCCCACACAUAUGUUCCAAAAGGCCAUGUAUGGCUAGAAGGGGAUAACCUUAGGAACUCCACUGACUCAAGGAACUAUGGCCCAGUUCCCUAUGCACUCAUCCGAGGGCGUGUUUGCUUAAAGCUCUGGCCGCCUGAUAGUUUUGGGACUCUCAGUGAAAGCCCAACCAGACGGAUCACUGAGUCCCGAAGUGACUCAGACUGAGUCAUUCACUUUGUAUUGUUAGUGUGUUUCCAAUCAUUUUUGAAUAAAGCUGAUAUUU